UCAGUAAAAAGACUUCAGCUGCAAAGUCAGCUCUCGUGUAUCCUCGGUCAUCGCUCCUCAGAUCUCUCUCCUCUCUCCUCGUUCCUCUCCUCCUUUCAGUUAUAAGAGCUUUGGGACAAUCUUUAUCAUGGCGGGACUUGAACUACUUCCGGUUUGGCCGAGGAGAUAGCGAUUUCCUCGAUUUCAUAAGGACCGAUAUAACAAGGAGCCAGCUUCUUGGAAGCAACACUGAGGGGAAUGUGUUUAGAACUUAGCCAAACCUUCUGACCGGGAGAGUAGUUGGGAGCAGAAUCUCUGUGGCAGUCAGCCAGUCUCUGGUUGCACUCUCUGGUCCUUAAAAGUGCUGCCCUGGCCCCAACCCAGACUCUGCGGAUCUGACGACGGUGAGUUUGGACUGAUUGUAAUUUGAUUUCCAUCUCCUGUGCAGGGAAGAGAGGAGGUAAAUAACCCUAAGUACACUCAUAAGGCACCAUACCUGUGACUGAAGAGGUGAGUAAGUUGAGGGCAAACGCCACCCAAGCCAGGUGCUCACUCCACGAUGAAGGUUUUUGGGCACAUAAACAUCUGAGGGCUGCUUCGAGGUCUCGAGGGCCCUCUCAUUCUGCCCGUUGGUUUGAAGGAUGGUAGCCAGAUGAUAAACUGACCGUUGCCCCAGUGCCCGACAGAAAGCUUUCCAAACUUAUGAGGUGUAUUGUGGUCCUCGAUCAGAGACGAUAUCCAAUGGUUUCCCAUGGAAUCGGAAUACAUACAGCUUUGGAGAGCCAGUCAACAAUGAUGAGUACUGUAGUAUUACCUUGUGAAGGUGGUAAACUGGUAAGGAAGUCCAGGGCAAUGUGAGACCACGGACAGCCUGGCACUAGGAGCGGACGGAGGAGAUCCACAGGAGGGCGAUGGGAUGCUUUACUAUGGGAGCAGACAGAGCAGGUUUUAAUAAAUUCCUUGGUAUCAAUAGUCAUGGUGGGCCACCAGAAGUGUCGUCGCAGCAGGUCCAGGGUGUGAGAGACCCUCGGAUGUGCAGAUCUCACUACUGACUCGGUUGCCCGCGUGACAGCUGCCACCAGGCAUGAUGAGGGGAGAAUCGUGUCAGGAUUAAUUGGUGUCUCAUCUGCUGCAGCGAACUGUCUGGAGAGUGCGUCAGGUUCGAUAUAUUUACUUCCUGGUCUAUAGGUAAGGUUGAACUUGAAACGGCCAAAAAACAAAGCCCACCAGGCUUGUCUGGUGUUGAGCCUUUUGGCCUUCUGGAUGUAUGAUAAGUUCUUGACCAAACCAGAAAGGGUGUCUUAACUUCCCUCCAACCAGUUCUAAUGCCAACUUCACAGCCAGAAGCUCCCUAUUACCCAGGUCGUAAUUCCUUUCUGCGGGGGACAGUUUGCGGGAGAAAAAGGUACAAGGAUGCAAUUUUUGAUCUUUGUGAGAGAAUGGGGCCGACACCCACAUCUGAGGCGUCCACCUCCAUGAUGAAUUGGAGUGCGAGAUCAGGCGAUCUGAAGUUGGUUCUCCACACGAUUGAGGCUUGUGGAGAUCACUUGCAGGGACUCCAUGUGUCACAGCCCUGCUCUGCCUCUCAGUACUUUUCCAUUCAGACCGCCUCCCUCUCACUCUACCUGUCAGGCACACCCACCUCAUCAGCUCUCUCAGCUGCAGCUAAUCAGUAAUCAAGCACCUACAUAAGCUGCUGCUCCAAACUCUCUCAUUUCCAGAUUGUCAUCACAUUCAUACCUCAUUCCAUCGGUUUCCCUUGGACUGAUCUACAGGUCCUGCAUGUCUUGGGCUCACCUUCUCCAUCAAAACCUUGGUGUCACAGUGAGCACAGCUGUGGAUCUGCAGAAGAGAAUUAUUAAUGGUAGUCCAUGUGGAAAUGAAGAGCGCCGGUACCAUGUCAAGUUAAUAGCAUCAAAUGGGAAGAAAGACUUCUUCUGUGGUGGCUCCCUGAUCAGUGAGAGCUAUGUUCUGACUGCAGCUCACUGCUGGAAACAGGGGUGGAAUAUGACUGCAUUAGUAGGAGUGCAUCCAGGUCAACCAGAAGGAGUGACAAUCACAGAAUACCAUAUCUACAAUGACACUAAUGGGAACCAUGACAUCAUGCUGCUGAAGUUACCACAACCCACUCAGAUUCCAUACGUAGCACUUCCUAAUGAAAAUAAAUGUAGUAAAUUUCAUAAAAUCCUUCGGACUGCAGGACAUGGAGCCACAAUUAUGGGUCCUGAUCAUAAAAGAGGAAUUGAUAGACCAAAAGAACUUCACUGUGCUGACAUCCCAGUCUUCCAGUGUCCGGACUAUAAAAAAUGUCUGCAGAGCAGCCCUUACCGAACAGCUCAGUAUUACAGCUAUCAACACUUCUUCUGUAGCCAAUCUAAUACUGUGGAUAUUUCUCCAGGUGACUCUGGUGGAGGAGCCGUGCAAAAUUGCAGGAUUUACGGGGUCAACGCUUUUGUUGCUAAUGGUACUCAUGCCUGCGUUAACAAAUCUGGAUACAUGGACGUCUGUAAAUACAUGCCAUGGAUCAAAGAGAAAGUGGGUCUUGGUUUUUUUAACAAAGUUAGUAAUAAAGCUUUGUCCAGGGGGGAAGGGGGUAAGUGUCUUAAUCCUUAGUUGUCCUUGUGAAGCCCAUUUGAAAAAAGAAACAGCAUUACUGCUAAAGCAUUACUGAAGUGAUUUGAUUUAACUGUUAGAAGGCAAAAAAAACAUGUUUAAAAAUGUGCAUUUUCCAAUAUACUCAUGAAAUGUAUUUGGCUUUUUUUUGUCAGUUUGUCUGUAAAAACUAUAAACAUGUAAAAUAUGAUCAUGAUUAAUGAUGAA
Messenger RNA from Labrus bergylta (ballan wrasse), 2799 nucleotides. RefSeq names its product trypsin-4. The record is from RefSeq and is a predicted model, not a curated record. Gene Ontology annotation, molecular function: serine-type endopeptidase activity. Gene Ontology annotation, biological process: proteolysis. Lineage: Eukaryota; Metazoa; Chordata; Actinopteri; Labriformes; Labridae.